Molecule: messenger RNA, 2142 nt
Organism: Enhydra lutris kenyoni (northern sea otter)
Lineage: Eukaryota; Metazoa; Chordata; Mammalia; Carnivora; Mustelidae
Product: solute carrier family 25 member 27
Exons: 9
Coding region: 287-1363 (358 amino acids)
Biological process (GO): response to cold
Source: RefSeq, a predicted model, not a curated record
AAUCAGAGAAUGGCGCCCAAGAGGCGCGCAGCCCGGCGGACUACAUUUCCCAGAAGCUUCGUGGGCUUCGCGUUGUUGUUCUGCUCUCAGUCCUGUGGAGCUCUCCCGCCGGGGCUGCGAGGAAGGCUGUAGGUUUGCGAGGCCGCCUGGCUGAGCGGAGCGAGGGAAAUGGUCCCCGCUCCGCCACUCGCCGGUUGAGGACGGGCCGCCCUGGCAGAGUGGCAGGCCAGCCGCGUCGCUGGGCGCCGGCCAGAAGGGGUGUACUGCCGUCCCGUCUUGCUGCUGAAUGUCGCUUCCAGAGGAUGAGGAGAGGCUUUUGCCGCUUGCCCAGAGAUGGCCCCGAGCGAGCAAGUUCCUCCUGUCGGGCUGGGCGGCUACCGUGGCCGAGCUAGCAACCUUUCCCCUCGAUCUCACAAAAACUCGGCUCCAAAUGCAAGGAGAAGCUGCCCUUGCUCGGUUGGGAGACAGUGCAAGAGAAUCUGCUCCCUAUAGAGGCAUGGUGCGCACAGCCCUAGGGAUUGUUCAAGAAGAAGGCUUUCUAAAGCUUUGGCAAGGAGUGACACCUGCCAUUUACAGACACAUAGUGUACUCCGGAGGCCGCAUGGUCACUUACGAACAUCUUCGUGAAGUUGUAUUUGGCAAAAGUGAAGAUAAGCAUUAUCCCCUUUGGAAAUCAGUGAUUGGAGGUAUGAUGGCUGGUGUUGUUGGCCAAUUUUUAGCCAACCCAACUGAUCUAGUGAAGGUUCAGAUGCAAAUGGAAGGAAAAAGGAAACUUGAAGGAAAACCUUUGCGAUUUCGUGGUGUGCAUCAUGCAUUUGCAAAAAUCUUAUCUGAAGGAGGAAUACGUGGGCUUUGGGCAGGCUGGGUACCCAAUAUACAAAGAGCCGCGCUGGUGAAUAUGGGAGAUUUAACUACUUAUGAUACAGUGAAACACUAUUUGGUACUGAACACUCCACUUGAGGACAAUAUCAUGACUCAUGGUUUAUCAAGUUUAUGUUCUGGACUGGUAGCUUCUAUUCUGGGAACACCCGCUGAUGUCAUCAAAAGCCGAAUAAUGAAUCAACCACGAGAUAAACAAGGAAGGGGACUUUUGUAUAAAUCAUCAACUGACUGUUUGAUUCAGGCUGUUCAAGGAGAAGGAUUCAUGAGUCUAUAUAAAGGCUUUUUACCAUCUUGGCUGAGAAUGAAAGGUGAGAGAUUUCUUCAGAUUGACCUGUAUGCCACCUGUUCCCCCAACCUCAGCCAGUGGGCAUUUCUGGAGGGAUGGAUAGAGUUGUGGGUAGAGGCUGUAACUGCCAAUGUAGGAAAGCUCAAAAAGCUUAGACCCAAGAAACAUCUUGGAGUUAACCAGAGUUUGUUAUAGACAUAGAUGAUGUUGAACAAAAAAAGUUUACACAUGCCCUGUGGUUGCACUACUGUAUAAUCACUGCCAUUUAAAAGGGGAGUUAUACUUUAGAAUAUAUUUUAAUGUGAUGUACUAAUAUGCAGUGGCUUGUUGUUUUUCUAUGGAAUUUUCAGAAUGUGGAGUUCAACCAAAAUCUGUUGGUGGUCUACUUUUCCAUUCCAUCUGUCAAUCUGUAUGAAUUGAGUUGUUAAAUAUAUUUAAAAUAAUAUUAUGUAUUUAAAUCCCCACAUGUUCUGCAUUGGGACCACUUUUGGGAACUCUUUGGGUUUUCAUGUUUUAUAACCUUUCAAAUUAAGUAAAGAUUGGAUCAAAAUAUACCAGCUGGACCACAAAAAAAUUUAUUUAGCUUUAUUCUUCAAGGGGCAUGGGGUGAAAACACUGCUUUUAAUUACUGAGACUGUUCCUUGAUAUCUGGAUUCAACAUGAAUAAUUGGAAUUUUUUAACCUGAAGUGACUCCUUGGGAUCAUCUGGUUUAACCCUCUCAUUUUACAUGUUAUGAAACAGAGGCCCAGAGAGGUAGAGCUGCUUAUGCUCAUAGGUUACUUCAUAACAGAGCCUGGAUAAAAAUAUAGACUUCCUAACUAUUAUUAUUAUUAGUGGGACUUAUUAUAUAUGAAUUAGGUACAUAGUCAAUACUUUAUGUUUUCUUCACAACAACCCAGUCCAGUGCUCUUGAAUCUUCCAAAACCAGAUUUUUCUCUAUAGCAUUUUUCUGUCUUACACAUUUUAAAUAAAU